Molecule: messenger RNA, 3411 nt
Organism: Odontomachus brunneus
Lineage: Eukaryota; Metazoa; Arthropoda; Insecta; Hymenoptera; Formicidae
Gene: Cog1
Product: conserved oligomeric Golgi complex subunit 1
Exons: 10
Coding region: 483-3107 (874 amino acids)
Biological process (GO): intra-Golgi vesicle-mediated transport
Cellular component (GO): Golgi apparatus; COG complex
Source: RefSeq, a predicted model, not a curated record
AAGUUGGAUAAGCAAAUAAUUACAUUUUAAUGUACAAAUUCCUAAAGAAAACAUACAAAAUUCCUAAAGAAAACAUUUUACUUUUAUACGUUACCUAGAGGUCGGAUAGGCUAGUUCCUAGAUCUGUACAUUUCGUACGUAACGACAGCUAAUCCUUUUAUUUCCAUAUUUUACGAUAUAACAGCAAGCUGAAAGAUAUUAUGUUCGAGUUUUUAUUUUCAAGUUAUUUAUUUCAACAACAAGGCAGAAGACCUUUUUAUUCACAAGUAGUGAAUAAAAAUAGUGAAUUAUUGUAGAUGCUAAUUUUUAUUUACACAAUAUCCUAAUUAACAGUUUAGCAACGUCUACCAACAGGAACGUAAUCAGAUCGAUAGAAACUCUAUCAUCGAAUGGUAAAGGAGAUGACGAUAAUUCGUCCAAGUUGUGAUGUAGCGUAGCUUACGUGGGAUCUGUCGUUUUCCGAGGGAAAAACUGUCAAAAACAUGACAACUACAAAUUAUUUGGAUUUGGACAUAAAUAAGUUAUUCGAGGAGCACACCAUCAAAGAAAUCGAGGAAAUUCAGAAAAAAAUUCAAUUGGAGAGUGAUAGAAAGAAAAUAGAACUGCGAACAUUAGUUGGGGAGAGAUAUCGGGAUUUAAUCUUGGCUGCCGAUACUAUUGGAAAAAUGAAGAUAACGUCCGAGGGAGUUACCUCAAAAAUUGCUAAUAUAGAGGAUAAAUUUAAGGAACUGCAAAAGAAAUAUCUUAUCGGUUUUAAGACUGAGCUCGUGGAAGAUAAGCUAGACAGGAGAGAAGAACAUAUUUUGGACUCUGUUAUCAUCCAAAUCAAAAUUCUAAUGGAUAUUCCACAGUACAUCUGGACGAGUAUCGAGACUCAAAACUUACUCUUUGCUACACAGUUAUACAUAAUAGCACAACAUAUAAAUUAUGGUUUAAUGUUUGAAAUAGGCAGCACAGAGCUGUUUCGUAAAUAUCCAAUUGUUUCGAAGCAGUGGGACGUUAUUACUCAAUUUAAGAACAUUAUAUGUAACGAGUGUAACAAGAUAUUGCAGUCAUUAGAUGUCUCUACCAUAAAUGCUGCAAACUGCUUGGCUUCACUUGUAUUCUUAAACGAGUCUCCUUUUGUGGAUCUAUUAGAAAAAUUAAUAUCCACAAGAAAUCAUGCUAUUGUGUCUGUCAUUAAAGAAGAGAGUCAUAGCAGUGUAAAAAACAAGCUAAAGUUGUGCAUAAAAAUAUUUAUACAGACUGUCCACUUGAUAUAUUCGUGCUUUAUAAAUGCAGAUAAUGCACCGGGGGGCUUAGUCUUACAAUUCAUAACAGACAUAAAGGAUCAAGAAGCAUAUUGCUUACUGUCGCAACUUGAUUUAAAUCAGGAUUUACUCGAAGAGUUCUUGCCAUCGGUUUCCAAACAUCAUAAACCAUUUGUUCAGGACGUGCCAGCAAACUUUCCUUUAUCAGUCCUCCAAGAGAGUGUUAAGUCUUGGUUGAAAUGGGUUGAUGAGUUUUCCACUUGUGAAGUCACCAAGUUAUUAGAUUUAAUAGUUUCUGUUAAAGGUCUGUAUAAUGUUAGAGAGGAGUCUGUCAGUGUGAAUCUACCUGAAAACUGGAAUUCCAUAUGGGAAGAGCUGUCCUUGCCAAGAAUAAGUUUCUGGAUGGAAUUCUUCCAACCUAUCAUAACCAAACGAGCAAAAUGUAUUAUAACGGAUAAAUGGACGAACGCGCUUGUCGAUUUGAAGUCCAGUAUAAUAGAAUUACUCGAUAAGGUGGCGCAUGAUAAAUUUGAGUUUCCGGAACACGAUUUACGAUGGUUCGUGUGGAAGGACUCUCCCACCGAUAUACCGCAGAAACUUACGAAGAACGGUGGAUUGGAUAACAAAAGAUCCCUGUUGAUGAAAGCCAAGGGCUAUUCCCCGAACGUGAUAAAACUGUGCGAAAACUUUGACAAGAGUUUACACACGCUACUGUCCGAUCUGGAGCAUUACUUGUACGAAACCGAGCGAGUGAUGACAAUUAAAGAUAGCUUAUUUACAGCGAACAUAUCUCUAAUUGCGAAUUCAUUCUCCGAUCGCAAUGAGGUCCAAGAGCACUUGCAAACGAUCAGUACUGACAUGAUCGAAGAUCUCGUACGAUUCAUCAAAAAUACAUGCGUAAACGAUAAACCUGAGCAUGGCCAACGCGACAUAAACGCCAUAGUACUGGCGAGAUUCCUCUUUGCAUUGACUACAUUGUGCCCGAGCUUGAAUAAAUGUUUAACACUGUCGAAAGUGUCUGGACUUGGCAUCACGAAUGUUAAAUGGCAAACCGUUUGUGAUACUUUGAAAGAGGAGAGCACUUGCGUAUGGUCCGUUUGGGCCGACGUAUACAAGGCCAAGAUACACGAACAUAAGAAAAAAUACAUAUUAAAGGAACCAAUUGACGGUCUGCGUGUUCAUUGGAUUGUCUCCGAAUGGGAGAAGGUGACCAUAGAAGAGGAGUCUGGGGAAGGAAAGCGAAUAAAGUCCGAGAUUCUAGUGCCGUAUCAACCGUCGAUACCUCUGCAAAAGUUCUUAACGGCUAUCUGCAAAGAUUUAAAUAAGAUUAUACCGCACACAUUUCCCAAGAGAGUGCUACAACAAAUCAUUGAGAACAUCGUUACAGAACUAUUUAAUUAUUAUCUCAAUACGUCCAAGAAUGUAGAUAUCAGGCAGAAGCAAGCGUUUCAAGUAUUGUACGACAUAAAGUAUUGUACGUUGCUUAUGGUGCCCCGCGAAAAUAAAGCUCUCAACGAGCUUUCUGCCAAAACUUGCGAAGCGGUGCUCGCGAAAAUAGAUCCGUUUGACUAUGACGUUUUCAAUCCGUUCAUUCACAUCAACGUGAGAAAAUCCGUUCAGAGAUCUUUGCUGAUAUUUGGAAACUUAGUGUCCCAUUUAGAGCAAUUGCACUCGACCUUAGGCGCGCGCAACGAACACGCCAACAGCGACGGUGGCAAAUCCGAGCCACCGGCGGUGCUUGCGGUUUGCACAGGUGCACCGUGGUUCCCGCCAUUGACCGUUACUGCUCCUACGAGAAAUUUGCCGCUUAUGUCGGUGACGAUGCCCGAUAAAGCACAGAUGUCGCCCUUUGAGUAAGGUAGACCUCUCGCGAAUGUAAAUUUUCGCGCAAAAAAGUGCCAACAAAAGAACAUACGAGAAACGAUUCCGCCAGUGCAACAAUAAAAUCCGGCGCUGCCGCGUUUUUCGGUGCGAUGGGGUCGGAUUGGUUCGGCAGUAGUUAACUAAUUUGUUAACUGUUUCCCUUGCUCCAUGAAAAUUGUGUAAAUAUUGUUAUAUACUAUACAUAUUAUACAUAUUGUGUAAAUAAUAUGUCGAUAGAAAGCAAGUUUUUAUCAUGUUAUUACUCGUUUUAUAUCAAUCAAAUAAACAAACGAAUCCA